UGUACAUUCCUACUUGUUCUGCCGUGGAUUUGCAUGUCAGUGGGUGAGACUCCGAGCUAAAACUGGACGUCAACAUUCGGACUGCCAGGCCAACAUGGGAGUGAAGGAGAUGUUAAAUCUGGCCCGGGUGCCAUCCAUUCUCAUGCUUGGUGUGAUUUAUGUGGUCUACGUGCUGAUUGGUGGCGUGAUUUUCUGGAAGCUGGAAGGAGAUCUUGGAAGGAAGGAUCUCUCCAAGUUGCUCCUUAACAAACAGAGGCUGCUAAUGACAUACAGCUGCCUGAACCAAGAAGGUCUAGAGGACGUGGCUCAGGUUGUUCGAGAUGUAUCAAAGGUUGGUCUGAGUUUGAAAGGCAACCAAACUGCAGACGGCUUCUGGAAAUUCACCAGCUCGGCUGUGUUUGCUGCCACUGUGGUCACAACUAUAGGUUAUGGAAACAUGAGCCCCAGCACAACAGUUGGUCAGAUCUUCUGCGUCUUCUUUGCACUCUUUGGGAUUCCUCUCAACGUAGUGGUGCUCAACAGAGUGGGCAAGUACAUGCUCGCAUUGGAGAGAAAUGUCUCAGACUUCCUGCAAGGCAAAUCUGGACGAAAGGGGUGCACACGGUUUUUUGUCCACCUGUUCUGCUACAUCUGUGGCACCGUCCUGUUCUUCAUCAUGCCCAUGCUUGUGUUCCAGCAGCAGGAGGGCUGGACCUACUCCCAGGCUAUCUAUUACUGCUUCAUCACCCUCAGCACCAUUGGUUUUGGGGAUUUUGUAGCAGAUAGUAAUCCAGACAAAGACUACCCUGACUGGUAUAGCGUCCUCAUGGCCUCGUGGAUCUUUUUUGGCCUGGCCUGGCUCGCCCUGCUCAUCAACCACUCCAUUGACAUCCUGGAGCGGCUUAACUCCCUCCUCAAAAAAGGCUGCUGUGGUGAGAAGACUCUGGAAGAGUCUGAGAGCGCAGACAACGACAAUCCCGACACUCAAAUGGAGCAUGAUGAGAUGAAGAAGUCUCCGAUAAAUCAGUAAUCUACAACAACAAGGAAGAAGGGGCUGGCUGCUCUCCAGGUUGUUCAGAACUGCAGAGAGACUGUUGUUGGGCUCAGACAGAGGAACUCAUAUAACCUAUGUCUUAUAGUUGCUACUAUAGAUCUAGGUUUUACUUUAAAAUGUUAGUCUUAACCUUCUGAGCUUUACAUGGACAAGCGUCUUCUAUUGUUGAUUUGAUUUAAAUAUAGGCCACUUCCUAUGUUCUGAAGUUACUGAAUCAGAACCUGUUUGUGGUCAUCAAAACUCAAUGAGAUUGAUCUUUCCAAGCUGGUGUCACCCAGACUGUUGAAAUACACUGCCUAUAUAGUUUUGGACCCUGCUGAUACAUUUAAAAACCAGCUAAAAAUAUUUUUAUUAAAACCUUUAGUGGGUUUUUGUAAAAUGCAUUUUUGAUUGUGUGUUUUUUUUUUGUCUGCAUUGUACAUUGUAUGUUCUUGGGCUACUCUUUUUGUAAAUCACUUUGUGACAUUUGUAUGGGAACUCCUGCUAUAUAAGUGAAUUUUUAUUUACUUUACUCACUUGCUUAAGAGAAGUACUGAUAUUAUCCCCAGGUACCAAACAAAGAUCCCUGUAGACUGUACAACUUGAGGUGGAUCCACAGAGCCUAAUAACAUCUUUACAAAAAGAUUGAAGUUCAGGAAGUUUGGGAAAGAAUAUGUAAACAGUCUAGGUCAUUUUAUAUUUUACAGUUUUCAUGCAUUUUUUUAAGGUUUUUUAGGUAGCCUUGAUACAAAAACAACAUUUUAAAUGCCUCUGGUUUGUCAUUUCACAAACAAAAAUAAAAGGUUCCACAAAGAUG
Molecule: messenger RNA, 1829 nt
Organism: Gambusia affinis (western mosquitofish)
Lineage: Eukaryota; Metazoa; Chordata; Actinopteri; Cyprinodontiformes; Poeciliidae
Gene: kcnk17
Product: potassium channel, subfamily K, member 17
Exons: 7
Coding region: 95-1009 (304 amino acids)
Biological process (GO): potassium ion transmembrane transport; stabilization of membrane potential
Cellular component (GO): membrane
Molecular function (GO): potassium ion leak channel activity
Source: RefSeq, a predicted model, not a curated record